Molecule: messenger RNA, 1339 nt
Organism: Apis cerana (Asiatic honeybee)
Lineage: Eukaryota; Metazoa; Arthropoda; Insecta; Hymenoptera; Apidae
Gene: Def1
Product: defensin 1
Biological process (GO): defense response to bacterium; humoral immune response
Source: RefSeq, a predicted model, not a curated record
UUAUUUAUUAUUUUAAUAAAACGGAAAAAAUGAAAAUAUUUUAUUAAAAAAUGUAUUAAUUUUGAUUAAUAAAGAUACGUUUUAUAAAAUCAACACUAGUAUUUCUUUUUUUUUGCAAUAUAUUUGUUUUGUUAUAAUUGCGCAUUUUUUUGUUUGUAAUAUGAUUGUUCUGUUAUACUUUACACAAAGUUCAAUAUUGACAUUUAUUUUAAUUUUCUUUGAAAUCUGAUAAAAUAUCUGAUAAAAAAAAUAUUCUUAAGAAAGAGGAUUUCACAUUUCAAUCUUAAAUUAAAUAUUAUAUUUUAAAUAAAAAUCAUGGAUUAAAAAAUGUGAUUUUAUACAGAAAAAGAUAACAUUAACAAAAAAGAAAUUUAUCACACAAAUUGUCAGAAUUAGUUUAUUAAUUUAAAUAUUUAAUUUAUUAUAUAAUAUAUUAUAUAUUAUUUAUUAAUUUAUUCACCUAUUUAUUUAAUGUACAAGAGUUAAUAUAUAAUAUAUAAUAGAAUUAAUUCUAUAAUUCUAAUUAUAAUUAACAAUUUUUAAUUAUCAAUUGAAAAUUAUCACGUCGAUCGAAACAAAAUCGUCUAUAUCAAUUGAAAAUUGAUUUUAAGAUCAAUUUGAUUUUAAUUAAUUCGAAUAUUAAAUAAAAUAUUUAUAAGAAAUAAUUUAUAAAAUAGAUAAUCUUUUCAUAAAAAAUAAUGAAAAAUCAGAAGAUCAUUUCACGUUUCAGGGAUUUACCCGUUCCCCUGCGCAGAUAUAUUUAUGUAUGUGUAAUUCAUUUAAACAGAUAUUUAUACAUACGUAAUUCAUCGAACAGUUGUAUAUAAACCGCACGAGCUGUCGCUCAGUCGUCAGACACUUCUCAGUCUAUUUUCGAAUAGUUUGAACAUUUAUUGAAGUUUAACACGUAUUUAGCCAAUAUGAAGAUCUAUUUUAUUGUCGCCUUUCUCUUCAUGGCUAUGGUUGCCAUCAUGGCUGCACCUGUUGAGGAUGAAUUCGAGCCACUUGAGCAUCCUGAGAACGAAGAACGUACCGAUAGACAUAGAAGAGUAACUUGUGACCUUCUCUCAUUCAAAGGACAAGUCAAUGACAGUGCUUGCGCUGCUAACUGUCUUAGUUUGGGUAAAGCUGGAGGUCAUUGCAAGAACGGAGUUUGUAUUUGUCGAAAAACCAGUUUCAAAGAUCUCUGGGACAAACGUUUCGGUUAGUGCCAUUAUGAAGUUUCAACGAUGAAAUUUUUUAACAAAAAAUAUGAAAACGCAAAAUGAAAAAUAAAAAAUUAUAUCAUCAUUGAAAAUUCUAUGAAUUUACUUAUUUAAUAAAUAAUAUAAAUAAAUUA